AUGGAAGAGGAGAAGCAGGUCAAGAAGAUCGUCCUCAGAAAUGUCUGAGGCCGCCUGAGAGACUAUCACGUCACGCACAUGCACAUCGGGGGGGAGCCGAUCAACGCAGUCGCGGUCAGAAGCGAGAUCGAUUGGCUAACUCGAACAUUCCUCAUUUGCCCGACGGACAAAGCGCCGCACACGCCGACAUUCGUCUGUACCAAUUUCAUCAGAAGAUUUGCGCUAAAGCGGCUCUCGGGUCCCGACUUUGUACCAACAACAGAGCAACCUACGCAGGCUGCAGCUUGGCUCAUGCAGGAGGCCUCGUCCUUUGCCCCCAACUCAUGCAUGGAGGACAAAACGCAGCUGCCGCACCUCAUGACGGUCUACAAGGUGCACAAUGAGUCCUUCAGAUGGAUAACCAACACAGCAGGAUCGGUGUUGGCACCAGUGGCGAAGAUUUGCGACUGCAUUUUGAAGCUACUAGCUAUCGAUGUGCAGACGUUCUGUGUGAAGAAGAGCAAGCUUGUGGAGCAGGAAAUCGGUGUCCGACCUAAUUUCUGGUGGCCAAUCUCCUCCAUCGGGGAAUUCGUGGCCAAUCUUCCGGAACGAGUCUACGCGAUAUACACGGGGGACAUCACAAGGUGCUUCGAGACGAUACCGACGGACGGCUCGGAGGAAGGAUUGAUUGAGGCUGUCAAAUUCUUCGUGGCAUGCGCGAUGGAAUGGAGGAGGGAGAGGACGACAAGGGACAUGGUUGCUAUCUCCAUCAGCGCGCGCGGGUCAAUGUUUCCCGACUGGGUCAGCUCGAUCCAAGAUAGGGAUCGGGAGAAACUGUACUUUGAUGAGCAGGGCAUCAUAGACGCUUGUGAAUGGCUCAUUUCGAACGGAUUAGUGCAGAUGGGCGACGACGUUUGGAAGCAAGUCCUCGGUAUCCCGAUGGGACUGGCCUGUUCACCCAUGCUGUGCGACGUGUACUACUUCAAAUACGAGUUCGGGCUUGUUACACAUCUGCUUGACAGGCAGGAUUGGCAGGCGGUGGAAUGCUUCCAGGAUACGUACAGUUGCCACGUCAGCAAGCCACGUCAGCAGGCGAUGUCAGCAUGCCAUGUCAGCAUGCCACGUCAGCAGUGUCAGCCAUGCCACGUCAGCAGCCGAUCAGUGCCACAUGAGCAGCAGUCAGUGCCAUGUCAGCAGCAGUCAGUGUCACGUCAACGGCAUAUGCCCAUGUUCACCCGAUCACAAACAGGUGACAUGGAGCAGAAGCAAGGAGAAACAACCGAGGCCUACGAGGCCCGCAUGCUGACCUUGAUGGCAGAAAUCAAGCAGUGGGUAGAAGCGGCCACAGCCGCACAGAAGAAAGAGGAGGAGGAGGUAGAGAAACAACGUCGUCUUGUGGAGAAACAACCCCUGCAGCAAGACAAAGUAUUAGUUCGAACUGGCGCCACCAUCUCCGCUGCAUCGCAGAAGAUCAGAAGGCCAUCGAACUUUGGUAUGCGCUCCGGAGGCGAUGAGAUCAGCCUAUGUUUUCUUCGGACCGUCGCAACGACCGAAUCUUCACCUAUGGACUUGUCUUCGGACACCCGCGUGGUGUGGUUGCUUGACGAGUUCGUUGAUGUCUUCGAGUCUCCUACUAAUGUGGUGCCGGAUCGACCGAUCUCCCAUGAGAUCAUUCUUGAGGCCGGUGUCGUGCCGCUGAAAGGAUGCAUCUAUCACAUGAGCAAGGAAGAGCUCGUGGUUCUCCGCGCGCAACUCGAUGAUUUCUUGGACAAGGGCUGGAUCUGCCCUAAUAGUUCACCUUACGGUGCGCCGGUUCUCUUCGUAAGGGAGCAGAACAAGGAUUUUCGCCUAUGCAUUGACUAUCGUAAGCUCAACAGGCAAACCGUCAAGAAUGCGGGGCCUCUUCCUUGUAUCGACGACCUUCUUGAGCGAUUGGGCGGCGCACAAUUUUUUUCGAAGUUGAAUUUGAAGUCGGACUCAUCAAAUUUCGAUACGCCCACAAGAUCGCUACAAAUCCGCGUUCAAAACGCGGUACAAACACUUGAGUGGGUUGUUAUGCCAUUUGGCCUCACCAAUGCCCCGAUGACUUUUCAAGUGGUGAUGACUAAUGAGUUCCGCGCGAUGUGGGACCGGUUUGUGCUAGUCUACUUGGGCGACAUUCUCGUGCGUCAAGAGUUGGAGUAUUUAGGCCACUUUGUCACACCAGAGGGCAUUGGUCCGUUAUCGGACAAGAUUCAAGCCGUCUGGAACUACAAAGAUGGCUGUCAGAUGGCGACUGCAGCUUGUCCUCCAGGGUUGAAGUACAACGCCGCAAAAUUCGUAGGCAGGGAAGACUGGGUUGCGGUUCUUCAAUUCUCAACCUCGAUUUGCGUGUUCGAAGUUAUCGUCUACGAAAUUGUGCCGACUUCGGAAGUCGGGCCGUGGACGUUCGAAAAGGUUAUGGGUUUACCGAUCACGGACGAAUUCGAUGAGCGAGUCGUCUUGAGCUUCCCGAAGAAAGCCAACAGACUUGAGAAACUGAUCUCCCUGGUUGUCGAUCCGAGUUCGCGGUACUUGUUUGUAAUUGGAAACCUCCGAAGUUCAUGGUUUGCGAGGUCCACAGAUUCGAUUUUCAUGUGGGACAUGGAUCAGUCGUGGGAAAAAGGUAUCCUGACCAGUCGGCAUCCCAUAACCAAGCUGGCAUUUCAUCCUCGGGAGCCACGCGUUCUUGCAACUGGCGGAACUCGCUGUCACAUCAGGGUGUGUGAGGGUGGAAAGUGGUCUGUUCUCCUGGACAAGUGUAAUGGAGGUGAGAUUACAUCUCUGCAGUUCUGCGACGAUCUGCAAAGGUCACUUCUUGUCUCAGGCUUUCGACACGGCGAUUUUUGGAUCUGGGACUACAAGGCGAAACAACGUGUUGCCCGGCUUGAAACUUGUAGACCUGUGAAGGCGCUAUUCCAUCCUACGCGGCCAUAUAUAUUCAGCGCGUCUAGGGCGGGAAUCAUCACAGCUUGGAAUGAUUCAAACUACCAACCAGUGCGGUUAUUGGACUGUGGCGAGAAAGAAGUGUGUAGCAUGGCGCUCUGUGGCAAUUCUAAUGAGCUCAUCCUUGUUGUUGGAGGCAAAGGAACAUUCCUCGUCAUGGAGGCAGAUCACCAUCACCAAGCAGUUCAUCCUCAGAAGAGAGUGAAAUUGGAAGAAGAAGAAGGGUGCAACAGGAAAGAAUUAGAGGCAAGCGUCCAAGCAUCCAAAGGAGCGAACCGAGAGGAGACUAGCACGCAAGCAGAAACGGUACAAGAACAUGAGACACAGGUGAGCGAGGUGGCAUUGGAGAUGGAGUCAGCGAAAGGAAGACCAAAACAACAAGAGUCAGUCCAUGCGAAAGCUGAGGGGACGAGUAGUAGUAGGAGGAUGUCUCAACCGUUUGAAACUGCCGUGCUCGGAUGGAUGCAAAUCGGAGCGACAACUGAGCUGAAAGAGAGACUUGAGCAAUCGCAAUCUGGACCAGAGGAUGAAGAGAACAACCUCGAAACUGACGUGAGUGAUCUGAUGGAGGAAACAUUGGCACCUGGUCGGAAAUCCGAGCAAUCUGGUGUAGAGAAGGGGAGGGACGAGCGCGAGCAGAUGGAUGACGAGAGAGUCGAGCACCUGGGAGGUGAGGUAAGGAAUGUGACAGAACAGAGCAACGGCAUCCACGGAAUGAAAAGUCAGGAUCCAUGUGGAUCAGAUCAUGAAAAAGAGAAUCAGAUGCGCACAGAGAUGAUUCGCCAUCCUGAGGAGGCCGUUGUGCACUAUAUAGGUAUAGGAGUGGCAAAUAAGGAGGCAUCAAAACGUCGGAUGGAAAGGAUGUUAAAGCGCCGAUUAAAGCGACACCGAUCAGAGGGCGAACAAAGCGAGGGAAUGCAUGUGGAGAGGAUAAAUCAGGUUGAGAAUCAGGAACUUCAACAUGCAAGCGAUCUGGGUCUGGGGGCAAGGGGGCAGGUCCCCGAAGCGAGAUUUGAGCGAUUGGGAACCGAGCAGGAAAAUGCCGACCAGAUGCAUGCAAAGAGGAUCAAGGAGCUGGAAAGGGAAGUCGGUAACCUGGCGAAAGAGAGCAAGAAGGUGAAGCGGAUUGAGAGCGAGGUGAGAAAUCUGAAAGCAGAGAGGAACAGACUGAAAGAGAGAUGUAAAGCGCAUGCAAAAAAAGAGCAAAUGCUUGCAGAGAGGGCUAAGAGGCUCGAGGCUGAAACAAGCAAUCUGAAAUUGGAGAGGGAAACAUUGACGCGAAGGUGUGAGGAAUCCGAGUCCACGAUUCACGGAUUGCAGGCCAAGUAUUGGGAACUGAUUGAGGAUAAGUUGGCGGAAAAGACGCAGUUUGAGAAAUCGAGGGCGAGGGUACAGGAAUUGGAACAGAGGUUGGAGAGAGAGGCGUGUGCACGGGAAGCAUUAGAGAGGUCUCUUGCACUGCGAGGUGGGAAUGAAAAGGAUCGUGUCGAUCGUUUGUGGGAGUUUUCCUCUGAGGAACUGCAGGCUGCGACCGGCAGAUUCAGUGAUAGGUGUAAGCUUGAGGAACGAUGUUACGGGUCUGUUUACGAGGGAAAGAUUGCGUCCAUUAUGAUAAAGAAGCUCAAGGCUGGUGAUAAGAUCGGGCAACAGCAUGGCAAGUUGACGGCGGAGAUGAUCGAUCGGUUGAAGUCUCUUCACCACCGGCACUUGCAGACAUUCCUUGGAGUGUGCUAUGACGAAAACUGUUUGGUGUAUGACCACCCGGCCAAUGGAAGCGUCAAAGGCAGCAUCUCCGGCACAGAGAUGUCAACAGGGAGAUCUCUGCCAUGGCAUGUACGGCUGCGAGUUAUGGCGGAGGUCGCGCAAGCCCUGCUCUUCCUUCACUCCAAUCAGUCGGCGGCUGGUGGUCCAAUCAUUCACCGCAACAUCAAGCCAGAAAACAUCUUUCUGGAUGCCAAAUUUUCAGCGAAAAUUGGUGAGCUCGAUGUGGCCUUGCUUGUCCCCGACCAAGCAUCCGAAAUGUGUCUGUCCACCUUAUCCAGUCUGCAAUACCUGGCGCCGGAAUUGGGUCGCCGUAAGGUCUUUGACGAGAAGACCGACAUUUACUCGUUUGGUGUCACCAUUCUCGAAAUGCUUUCCGGAAAUUUUGCAGAUGCAGUGGGAACCAUUGAAGAUGCCGUGAAAGAUGCGGCGACUUUCCCAAGUGCUCUGGAUGCAAAAGCAGGAAGUUGGGACGUUGAAUUGGCACUGCAGGCAGCGCAGCUGGGGCUGCGCUGUGUAAGCUUGGAUAGACAUGACCGGCCAAGCAUGAUGACCGGCGAAGGUGCUAUUCUACCCAUCUUGAGUGAAAUCGCUAGCAAAGUGUGAUUCACUGAACUCAGUGGAGGCCAUUGGUAGACACAACGGAACGAGUCACAUACCACACAGUGCAGGGGGAGGUAUAGCCUAGGUAUACCCUAGGUAUACCCUAGGGUAGGGUAUACCCUAGGUGGGAAUUGGCGGGUCAGUGUGGAGGUGGGGGUGUGUAGAUAGGGGGGAGGAGUAGUGAUUGAAGGAAGCGUUGAUCUGAUGUACACUUCUGAGAUUGUGUACAGUUUCUCUGAGUCAGACCUCCUUUCUGAUAUUUUGUGCUUUCUUUCUCAAAGAGUCUUGAUUCUUGAGAGUAUUGCUGGCAAANUGAUAUUUUGUGCUUUCUUUCUCAAAGAGUCUUGAUUCUUGAGAGUAUUGCUGGCAAAGUAGACCUCCUUUCUGAUAUUUUGUGCUUUCUUUCUCCAAGAGUCUUGAUUCUUGAGAGUAUUGCUGGCAAAGUAGAUUAUGUCGAUCUUGCUCGCACGAAGUAGUGAGAUAUGGUGGAAACUAGUUUCAAUGGAGAAAUCAUGAGCGGCAGGUGGUAGGCUGAUGAUGCUCUUGUGAAAGGCUAGGAGAUUUAUUUACGUUGCGAAGAUCAAAGGAGGGUUUCGAAUGGACCAUGAAGCAAUGCCAUGCCUAUUCCAGUCCGUGAGCCAGCUGGUGGCGGGAGGAAACAAGAAAAAAAAGCCGCGGCUCGAAACAGAGUGGAAAGAGAUCAGACAACACUGUGACGCCUCGUGUGUAAAUAGUCCACCUACUACUUGAAAAUAGCUGUCGCUACAAGGCUCGCCGGCUGGAAAGAGAGUGGAAAGAGAGCGGACAACACUGUGACGCCUUGUGUGUAAAUAGUCGACCUACUAGUAGGAAAUCGCUGUCGCUACAAUGCUCCUCAUUCAUUAGCACCUCCUCCUGCUCUUUUGAUUGACGACAAGGAUGUCCAAGAACAGUUUUGUAGGGUAUCAGGCACUGUAAUGGCCUCGUAAACCCGCAGUUCACCCGAAGCAGAGUAGGGCUCUCACAGGUUUUUACAUGGUUAGCGCUUUUCGAUCCGGGCAUGGGCCGGUAGUGAACGUUUUUUGCAGGCCUCUUUGAAAAGGCGCGGUUGCGGACUCACGGCGAGCCUUGGACGGUUUCUUUUUCGAGGUUAGCUUCAUCAACGUAGGCUCGUGUGAACUGGUGGUUUAAGUGGAGUUACCAUGUGUUGUGGACUGUUUGGGGUGUUUUCGAUCACACAGAAGCAACAGCCAUAAAUCUUUGGACUGUUCUCUCCUGUUGUCUUGUCUUGAGGGAAGGAAACUAUUUAGCACUUCAGUGGGACUUGUUUAGUGAGUUACAGAGCCACUUUUGCUCUCUAUAAUUGCCUUGUGCCAGAUGAUGGCGGUCGUUUGCAUCCCAGCCAUAAGCUGGCACCUACCAUGUUUGCCUGUGAAUCUACUAUAGCCGAACGUAUCACAUUUACCUGUGCAUCUCCUUUUCGUGGGGGCGAAGCCGUUAGGGUUAUUGUAUCUUUCUGAUUCUAUCAGGACUUGAAGAACUCCUCCAUCUGGCUAUCAAGACUGGGAUGGUGUCCAUGCGUAUCUGUUCUCCUCUGUGGCGCCAAUUUGUGUGCAAAGUUGCAAUCCAUAGUGCGAAAUCGCCUGAUCUUCCAUCUGUUACUUAGGCAAGUAAUUGAUUGCACAGUUUGUAUGCUGAGUAAGGUCAGUGAAUGUCAAAGUUGGCUGUGCCGAUGUAUGUCUGUGUAGUCAAGCUACAGAACUUC
Messenger RNA from Chara braunii, 7051 nucleotides. NCBI's taxonomy places the organism in Eukaryota, Viridiplantae, Streptophyta, Charophyceae, Charales, Characeae. The record is from the annotation of a GenBank genome assembly.